Molecule: messenger RNA, 4545 nt
Organism: Rhizoctonia solani
Lineage: Eukaryota; Fungi; Basidiomycota; Agaricomycetes; Cantharellales; Ceratobasidiaceae
Product: Retrotransposable element Tf2 protein
Exons: 2
Coding region: 1-4545 (1514 amino acids)
Biological process (GO): DNA integration
Molecular function (GO): zinc ion binding; nucleic acid binding
Source: RefSeq, a predicted model, not a curated record
AUGGAACCGGAGCCGACCCUUAGCGCUCUCCUCAAGGCUAUCACAGCCCUCACUGCCACCGUCGGGUCCUUGCAGGCCCAAAUCACAUCCCAAGGCCAACAGCUCAUCGAGCUCAAAGCCAUAUGCAAGGAAACCGCCGACCUCCUUGGGGAUAAAGACCAAGGAGCACCACAAGCCCAGCCUGGCCCAUCAACUGGGCCUGUUACUCCUCCCACCCACUCGGGAGGAGAAACCCACACUCCAGGCACGGUUAGGCCUGGACUCAAGGCCCCAUUCCGGCCUUCAAGAGGGUCAGGCUUUGAUUCAGAGGAUGAGGAAGAACAAAGGCGCCCCAAAAGGGAGCCUCAAGGAACGCCUAGGAGGCAUCUAGGGUCCCUAACCCCCUUCGACGCAGGGUCUAGCGCCAAGCGCCCCAAAAUGGACCUCCCGGACCCUUACAAGGGUGAUAUCAGGGGCUGCAAAGCCACCCAAUGGCUGGACCGGAUGCUCCUCUGGGUUGCCCUGCACAGGGAACAAUUUGACAAGGAAGAACAGAUGGUUGUGUGGAUACUCUACCACAUGACCAAUAAGGCAGCUGACUGGGCGCUCCCCCUGAUCGGGACUAUUAUCAAGGGCGAAGGCAAUCCCCCUACCACUAUCCUGGCUUUGACAGCUAAAUUCAAGGAAGCCUUCGCCGAUCCCGACGCCAAGCGGGCUGCUGCCAGGAAGAUAGCCACCCUGGUCCAAACCUCCACCACCUCCGAGUACGUUACGGAGUUCCGCAACCUCAUUGCGGAAUUAGACUGGAACGAGGAGGCCUAUAUUGCACAAUUCAUGCGAGGCCUCCACUGGAAAGUCAAGGAACUGUUGUCCACCAAAGACAGCAUCCCUGACAAACUCAAAGCCAUCUUUGCGGCGGCAAUUAAGAUUGAUAACAUCCGCCGCGAAAAUGAGGAGAACCGUCCAAAGAAGGCUCCCACCAAGGCCCCGGUCACCGCAACCACCUCUACCUCCACUACCACCAGGGUCCGCCUAUCUGAGGAUCCCAACUACGUCACCCCGGAGGAAAGGGACCGUCGCCGCGCAUCCGGCCUCUGUGUCAAGUGUGGUCAGAAGGGGCACGGGAUCAAACAGUGCCCUAACGGAUGGAAGGCCACGAUCAAGGAGGUUGCCAAGCCCCUGGCCCCUAAAUUAGAUGUGCAUGUAUUGGAUUGCGAAUUUGUAUCUUUGGCUCUAGACUCGAAUAAGAAGCCCCUUUUAUUUAUCAAUCUCGAACUGCACAACUCCCCGACGGAACCUCUUAAAACCCUUAUUGACUCAGGAGCCACAUCGAACUUCAUCUCCCCUUCAAUUGUGGAAAAAUAUAAAAUACCAAAAACCCAGCUCAAAAAUCCACGAGUUGUAAGAAUGUUAGAUGGUACAAUUUCCCAGACUGGUCGCAUAUGGCACCAGGUUCAACUCGCGGUUUUGGCCAAUGGCCAUAAACAUUCCAUUCCUUUCCUAGUUUGCCCCAUUGGGAACACAUCCGCCAUACUCGGCAUGACAUGGCUCACACAGGAGUCACCCUUGAUUGAUUGGUCCCUAGGCACGGUUACCUUCCCCGAACAAAUUCAGAUUGCAUCCAAAGAAGAGGCAGACCCUGAUCCCUUAGCCGAUCUUCCGGAACAGUACCAUGAGUUUGCCAAAGUCUUCGGCGAAGAGGAAUUUAAGGUCCUCCCUCCACACAGGGAGUAUGACAUAUCUAUAGACCUUGUCCCGGAUGCCAAACUAUCCCCUGGUCCCCUUUAUGGCAUGACUGACGCGGAGUCCAAGGCCCUCAAACAACAUAUUGACGAAGAAAUAGCAACGGGCAAGAUCUGUCCCAGUACUUCUUCCACUGGCGCCCCAGUCAUGUUUGUAAAAAAGGCAGACGGAUCCCUUAGAUUGGUUGUGGACUACCAAAAACUCAAUGACGUCACUCACAAGAACGUAUACCCACUCCCAAGACAGGACGACCUAAUGGCGAAGCUCAGACACGCCAAGAUCUUUACGAAACUAGAUCUACAAUGGGGAUACAAUAACGUCCGGAUCAAGGAAGGAGAUGAGUGGAAAACGGCCUUCAGAACUAAGUACGGGCUAUUCGAAUACCUAGUAAUGCCCUUUGGGCUUACCAACGCCCCGGCCGCAUUCCAACAUUUCAUGAACGAUCUGUUCAGGGACCUCAUUGACGUCUCUGUGGUUAUUUAUUUGGACAAUAUCCUGAUCUUCUCAGAAGACCCCAAGGACCACCCAGCCCAUGUCAGGGAAGUCCUAUCACAACUAAUGAAGAAUCAGCUAUUCUGUAAACUCUCCAAGUGCCACUUCCACGUCACCACGGUAGAUUACUUGGGUAUCGUCAUCUCCCCGGCAGGUUUUUCCAUGGAUCAGAAGAAGGUUGAGGCGGUCACGUCAUGGCCCCAGCCCAGAACGGUUAAACAAGUCCAGGCCUUCUUAGGCUUUGUUAACUACCUCCGACGGUUCAUUCCCAAUUUCAGCUCAGUGGCGCGCCCUCUGCACAACCUUACCAGAAAGGAAACCCCCUGGUCCUGGGGCAACCUAGAGGAAGCAGCAUUCCAGGAGUUGAAGGUUCUCGUUACCAAGUCACCGGUUCUCAUCCAUUCCAACCCAGAACUCCCCUAUUACCUCGAAACAGACGCAUCAGGGGUAGCUAUGGGAGCAAUACUCAGCCAGCAAGGAUCAGACAACCGGUUACACCCCAUUGCCUACAUGUCCAAGUCAUUCUCAGGAGCGGAAGCCAAUUACAACACCCACAAUAAGGAACUCCUGGCAAUAAUCAAGGCACUGGAAGAAUGGCGCAUAUUCCUAGAAGCCACAGACAAGCCAAUCCAGGUCUUCACGGAUCACAGGAACCUGGAAUACUGGAUGCAAGCUAGGACCUUCAACCGGAGGCACGCCAGAUGGCGCAUAUUCCUGAGCGAUUUCAAUUUUGAGAUCCAUUAUCGCCCAGGAAAGCAAUUGGGGAAACCUGACGCCCUAUCCAGAAGAGCGGACUACGUAGACACGCCCCCAAACCCAGAAGUCAUGUUACCAGCGGAAGUAUUUGCCAACACGUCGGAAGAGGAACUUGAUAUUGUCACAGAGAUUCGCACCAAACUCAGAGAUGACCCGUCACUUGAACCCAUCAUCAAGUUCCUCACAGAAGACGCGGACAAUGCACCUCCGUCAAUUCGGAAGGCCUACAGGGAAUAUGACUGGGAAGAAGACCUAUUGUGGUACCGCGGAAAGUUGGUGGUUCCAGACUCAGAAACCACAAAAGACCGGCUACUCAGGGAAUUCCACGACUCACCGCUGGCAGGACACCCCGGACAACAACGUACCCUUGAACUGCUAAGUCGCAAUUACUGGUGGCCAGGAAUGAAGUCCUCUGCCAAGGAGUGGGUAGAAUGCUGCCCCGUAUGCCAAGCCAACCGGCGAGCUCACGCACCGGUCAUUGCGCUGAAACCUUUGGAAGUACCCCCGUUCCCAUUCCACACCAUCUCUUACGAUUUCAUCACCGGGUUUCCCAAGUCACAGGGCCACGACGCUAUCUUAGUGGUAAUCGAUUCAUUCUCCAAGUUUGGGCACUUCAUCCCCACCUCCAAGAAAGUUACCGCCAAGGGAUUAGCAGAUCUAUUCGUUGCUCACGUUUGGAAACUCCACGGGCUACCAGUCAAGACCAUAUCAGACCGAGGUAGCACAUUCACAGGCAAAUUCUUGAGGGCCCUUUACCAACGAUUAGGGAUCAACCCAUCCUUCUCAUUGGCUUACCACCCAGAAUCGGACGGACAAACAGAAAGAGUAAACCAGUUCAUAGAAUUCUACCUCCGAUCCUACGUCUCUGCGGACCACUCAGAUUGGGCCACGUGGCUGCCUCUAGCGGAAUACGCAUACAACAACGCUAAGCAUGCCGCAACAGGAAAGUCCCCCUUUGAAUUGGUUUAUGGGAGAAGUCCAGUAAUGAACCCAUCCAACGUGCCAGCUAAUGUACCAGAGGCAGACCAAGUAGCAGACACCCUGGCCAGGGAAUGGAAGGAAGCCGAAGCGGCCUUAAGGAUGAGCAAGGAAAGGAUGGCUAGAGAGAAAGGAACAACUCCCGAAUACUCAAUUGGCAAAAAAGUCUGGUUGGACGGAAAAAACAUAGAGCUCAGAACCAACUCCAACAAACUAGAUCCAAAACGCCUAGGUCCUUUUGAAGUAACGGAGAAGGUUUCUAGCCACGCCUACCGCCUGAAACUACCAGAAUCUUUGAAAAUCCACGACGUAUUCUACGUGGGAUUACUAUCCAAAACCCACAAAUCCCCAGGUCAACCGUUUCCCAAACAACCACCCCCUGAAACAAUAGAGGGAGAAGAGGAGUACAAGGUGGAACAAAUCAUUGACUCUAAAAGGCAACGCGGAAAAUGGUUCUACCUGAUCAAAUGGAAAGGGUACGGACCAGAGGACAAUUCAUGGGAACCUGAAGAACUGCUGGAACACAGCCAGGAAGAGAUCAAGCGCUUCAACCAAGCUAGACUCAGAAAGGCUCGUGACGCCGCCAAGAGCCUUUAA